This is a messenger RNA of Lottia gigantea (owl limpet), 932 nucleotides long. RefSeq lists its product as hypothetical. The record is from RefSeq and is a predicted model, not a curated record. The transcript is spliced from 3 exons. Bases 60 to 569 code for a protein of 169 amino acids. Lineage: Eukaryota; Metazoa; Mollusca; Gastropoda; Lottiidae.
CGACAAUAUAAUAGAUUCAUUAUUGUUAUUGGCCCUGCUAUAAUAAGGUGUGAACGAAUAUGGAUGCCUAUAAAUACGAACUGCCCAAACCACACUAUUCUACGCCGUCUAACAACUAUUUUUGUGGAGAUUGGAAAUCAACUGUAUGGACAGCUCCAGCACAUUACGUUCCAUCUGAAAGACGGUGGAUUGACCACCCGGACUAUCGCUCACUACCCAGAGAGGCUAGGCGAGAUGCCAUAGACUUCCAGAGUGAACACGAAUGGGUAUAUUAUUCUAGAAAUCGAGACACGCCCGGAGGAUAUUUCCAUAAAGAUGUCGGUCUACAUCCAUCUGGUCGACCAGAAUUAAGAUUGUUUGGAUACACAAGAAAUCUUCCCAGUAUGCCUGGCGAUACAGCUUCUCAGAGAGCAUGGUACCAAAACAACAACCCAACACCAGCUGUCCGGAACUCACGAGGAGACUAUUAUGGCUUCUACCACCAAGCAUUGGAUUCUGAAAAUGAACGCCGAAUGAUCAACACGCCAAUGAAUUUUAAAGUACAACCGAAUGAUAUACCCAAAUUGUAGAUCCCUGUGAAAAGCAUAUAUGUAGCCUACAGUAUUACAGCUUUUCCUUCUAGGACAUGAGAUUUUAAAGGCAUACUACCUCUUAGAAUGGACAUGAAAUUGAAAAUCUCAAACUUGGCCAAUAAGUGUAUAUAUUCAUCAGUUGAACUUACCACGUGUAAUGAUGAUAUCUAUAAAACUAAAUAAUUAUUGAUAACAGAUUCUAAGCAUGUUUCAAAAUUACAGGUAAGUCCACUGAUGAACAAAGACUUUUUUUUGGUCAUACAAAGCGGUAGUAUAAGAUGUAUAUAAUUGUCAAGUUUGUAUGUAUUAUUUAAAAACAUAUGUUUAAUUGUUUGAGAAAAAUAUAAUGUUUCAAAAUGU